This is a messenger RNA of Emiliania huxleyi CCMP1516, 945 nucleotides long. RefSeq lists its product as hypothetical. Gene Ontology annotation, molecular function: phosphatidylcholine lysophospholipase A1 activity. NCBI's taxonomy places the organism in Eukaryota, Haptophyta, Isochrysidales, Noelaerhabdaceae. The coding region runs from base 1 to 945 and encodes 314 amino acids. The transcript has 2 exons. The record is from RefSeq and is a predicted model, not a curated record.
AUGCUGCGCUCGCGGCAGCUUCUUCGCUCCGCGUUUCGCGCUGCUGGCGCCGCCCUGGGCGGCACGGCUGGCGUGGUUGCGUGCCAGGUCGCGUACGUGCGCUUGAGCUUCCAGCUCCCGCCGGACGCCACUGGCCCAACUUCGGGCACUGCCUCGGCCGCGGCCCUGCGCAGCAGCGGCACCCGGCGCAACAUCAUCUUUCUCGGCGAUUCGCUCGUCACCGGCGUGGGCUGCGACGCAGAGGCGGGCGAAGGCCCGACGCUGCCCCGCCGUGUGGCCGAGCUGCUCUCUGGCCGGCUUGGCGUCGACGUGGGCUGGCUCGCCCUCGGCGAGACAGGGGCGGACGUGGGCACCCUCACCGAGCGGCUCAUGCCGCAAGUUGCGCGCUGCGGCGCGCAGGGCGAGCGGGUGGACGCGGUGGUGAUUGUGUGCGGGCUCAACGACAUGAAGUCCUGCUUCCUGCACUUCCAGCCGCAGCUCAACCCGCACGCCUUCGCGGGCCGGCUGCGAGGCGUGGUCGAGGCGGUGCGCACCUCGGUGGGGGACGAGUGUGCCGUGCUGCUGCCCGGCGUGAGCGUCGAAGGCGUGCCUAGCUGCCCGCUUGCUCCACGCCAGCGGUGGCGAGAGCCGUGCAGACCCUCGCCUCGCUUCGCUGCAGGAGUGCCGCGCUUCGAGCCCUUCUGGCCGCUCUCCACCUGCAUCGCGCGCGCCGCGGGGAUGUGGGAGGAGCAGAAGCGCACCGUGGCGCACGAGAUGUCUGUCGCCGGUCAGCGGGUCGCGUUCUCCGCGCAGGCAGGCCGCCUAUUGCCGACGCGCGACAUCUUCUGCCGGGACGGCAUGCACCCAAACGAUCGCGGCUACGCCAUCUGGGCCGAGCUCGUUGCCGAGGACCUGCUCUCUGCCAUGGCCCUCCCGCCUAAGGAUUCGGGCGAGGCGCCGCCGUGA